AUGACUUCGAAAAACUCUGUAAGUUUUGAGGAAGCUUUGAAUAAGACAGGUUUUGGCAAGUUCAACAUACUAGCAUUCCUGGUGAGCCUCUCCCUCAUCAUGGGGAUGGCGUUAGAGGUGGUCUCCGUGGCGUACCUGGUGCCAGCCAGCGCCUGCGAGCUUCACACCACCACGGCCCAGCAGGGACUGAUGGCUGGGGCUCCUCUUUUAGGUAUAAUAGCGACGUCGCACUGCCAGGGCUAUCUGGCUGACACGCGUGGGCGGCGCAAGGUCCUCGGCUGGAGCAUGUGCGUCGCCUUCCUGUGCGGCGCCUGUGCGGCGCUGGCCACCAACUGGAUCGUAUUCUGCGUGCUGAAGAUUAUGUCCUCUGCCGCGUUAGCGGGUACAAUUCCGCUAUCCAUAUCCUGGUUAAGUGAGUGCACUCCGCAGCAUAAAAGAUCUAUGAUGGUAUCUUUAACUUCAACGAUGUACCUUAUCACAACGGGGACUAUGGAAUUGUCCUGUUUAUCAUUGAUUUACCUUAAGUAUAACUUAUUGCGUUACCAUAAUUGUAUUUCAGUUUUAGCUCUUCCAGUCCUACAGUUAGAGUUCUCCUAUUAUAUACCAUAUUUGAACAUCUACUUCUCAUCUUGGCGGCUCCUGAACCUGAUAUUCGCAUCAGGCUGUGCCGUCGCUGCUAUGGCCAUCUUUAGCUCCUACGAAAGUCCCAGAUACUACCUGCGUAUGGGCAAGGAUGAGGAUGCUUUGGAGGUGUUGAGAGAAAUCUUUACUUUAAAUACUGGGAAGAAGGCAAAAGACUAUGAAGUAACAUCAGUAUACUUAGGCGAAGACACAGGAGUGCCCACCAAAGGCAUGUUCUCAUCCAUCAUGGCUCAGACCAUACCUCUGCUGAAACCGCCUCUACUGAAGAACACUAUCCUAAUAUCGGUGAUGUUUGUUAUUGCUUAUGCUGGAACAAAUGCUUUUGUUGUGUGGUUACCAUUUAUCGCCGACUCUAUAAUGAAAGCAAAGGAAAAGGGAGAAGACAUGUCCUUCUGUGAAAUGUUGGAGUCAACUCAAAACACAACCGUUACUGAGAGCACCGACUGCAGUCUCAACUCCUUCGCUCUCCUCACCGUGUUCGUGUCGAGCAUGCUGAUUGCCGUCGUCAACAUCGUACUGAGCGCCGUCAUCAACUACGUGGGCCGGAAACGUAUGGUUAUCGGUGUACAGCUGAUAGCAGGUAUCGCCGGGCUCUGCAUCAGUGGAGCCAACUCGUGGAUACUCAGCACUUGCUGUUUCAUCGUCUACCUGAUGGGCACCGUCAACUUCGGCUUCAUCUCCACUUUCAGCGUCGACGUCUUCCCCACUUAUGUCAAGGCGAUGGCAGUUUGUCUAACUCUGAUGGUCGGUCGGGUCAGCUCCUUCGUGGGUAUCAAUGUCAUCAAGAACCUGCUCACGACUAACUGUCAAGUCGCCUUUUAUAGCUUCGCUGCACUUACUUUUGUUGGCGCUUUCGUCGCUACGCUUCUACCAAACGACGUUAAAAGAUCGAAAGGUUCUACAGAUGCUGUAUCGACGUAAACUUUUUAGUUAUCAGUGUAUAGAAAUUGUAGACUUAAUAGUGCUAGUGGGAUGGAGAAUACGUGUAGGGAGAAUGAUCUCUGUAUAUGAAGAAGGAUCUGUUGGUAUGCGUUAAAUUGGUAGGAUCCACAGCUAUAGGAUAAAUUUGAAAACAGUGCUUCCGUUGAGGCAGUGCGGCACGCUCGGGGCGAAAGAAAAUUUGUAGUCCCUCUAUUUCAAUUAUAAUUUUUAAAUUAAAUUAUUUUAAUCAUAUUUACAUCCUUCAAAUUAUCGAAAAAAUCAAGAUAAGCUACCACUGCUUCGAAAGGAGCAUCUGUGAUAAAUAAUUACCAAUCGAGGUCGAGUAAUCAACAUUACUUUGAAGAAGCAACUUUUUGUAGUAGAUGAUGUCUAAUGAGUUUUAUAAGGCGUGUGCAUUUGGAUAUUUUUUUAUUUCCAAUUGUCAAAUCAUGGUAUUUGCCGCCUUGGCCCGAUCGCUAUUUACAUUAGCAUAAAUACUUUAUUUGCUUUGAUUCUAUUGCGCCUGAUUAUAAGAUAGAACGUAUUUGUCUAGAAAAUCCCCAUUUACUCAUGAUUUGAAGAUAACUACAUUAAAGGUGAUUGAAACUAAAGCAUGCAUUAACUUCUAGAGGCGAGGGCAGUAAUUACUUAAUAGCCACACAUUAAUUUAAUCUUUAUUUAAGUGAUAAAAAAUCAUUGUUAACUAUUUUUAUAAUCAAAUAUUUUAGUAAAAAUAAAUUCGUUUUAAUGAUGUCCUAAAGGCCGCAAUAUUUAUGCUGCAAUUUUAUAAAAAUCAGAAUACGAUAGAAAACAUGCAUGUUGACAUGUAAUUAUGUUUAUUUAUGUGAAAUAUAGCAAGUGCAAAUAUGUACUUCAAUUUUGUAUUUGAAUUUCCUAAAUCCUUUUUCUGUAUGUUUACCUCUCUCCAUAUCGUGUUCCGUUAGUUCUUUUGUGUUGAAUUAAAGGCGAUAAUUAAAUUCCUAUGUAAAAACUAAUAUUUAACGAAAUAUCAAGUUUAAAUAAUCAGUUUUUGAUUUUUUGCUUUUUAACUGUUGUUCUCGGUCUUUUAUUUGCAACUGUUCACACACACCUUUUUAUGAGAAAUACGAAACAACAAAAAUUGAAUCAGUCAAAAUUUUUUUCAUAAUAAACGUUUAUAUGUGACUACAGUCAUGACAGAUGGAAAGCAAUGAUGAGGUCUAGGUUGGAGCACGUUUGCCUCUAAGAUGACUAUUCACUCUUGCCUUAAAAGUGCAGAAACCAUACAUGUUUUGAAAUACUGUUUUUGAGUUUCAGUGAGUCUAGAAAACCAGUAAAUCAAAUUAGCUACAAACAGUAAAAUCGAAGUCAUUGUUAGAUGCGUUUUUAAUUGCAUUUGAUUGAAUUCUAAUUGAUUUGUUAUCUGUUUCUGUUUAUAGAAUUGGGUUAGCAGAUACUAUUACAAGUAGGUAGACACAUAUCAAAAUAUACUCGUACUUAGAUAUUUUUUAUUUUAGUGCCCCAUGACUGAGAUGAUAGGUGACGAUACCGUCUUAGAUGGAAGUCGGAUAACUUUGAAGGAGCGUGUUGUUUUUUUUCGUUUAGAAGUUAACCCUAGCCUACAAUCUCACCUGAUGGUAAGUGACGAUGCAUUAAAGAUGGAAGCGGGCUAAAUUGUUAGGUGCAGGAUGAAAAUUCACACACAUUUCGGUUUCAAAAAUAUGUAUUCACUAAAAACUUUUCUUAAGAGCUCCGUUCAAUAUUUCAAUCUGUAAUAUUAGCUCUCGUGUUAAAAAUACCUAAUUUACCCAUUUUAUUAUUUUACCAAUGUAUAAUUAAUUAAUUAAGCCAUACUGUUAUAAUUUUAAUUUUUAUUCUUUUGUUGUUAUUAAUUGAUUAUGAAACACGGCUAAAACACACGUGAUAUUAGGUCGGAGUAUGCCCGAUUAGUUUCGAACCCAUACGAUGCAAGAACCAGCUCAUGACUAAGGACCCCGUAUGGGUUUGAAACUAGUCGGCCAUACUCCGACCUAAUAUCACGUGGCUACCUAUAAGUAAAAUUAUAUGUGUUAAGAUACCCUUAUUUGUAAAGUAUUUUGUAUGUGUUCAUAAUAUAAUUUUGUUGGUGGUCCAACUAAAUAUAUUACAAUACUGAAUAUGUACUCGUAUGUAUGGAUUUUUAAAAGGUAACCCGGCGGGAAUCGGCCUGUAUGUACUCUACGCCGCUGAUACCUAAUUAUUACAAACUUGUGGAAAUCUAUCUAAUCAAAAGCAAACAGAAUUAUUAUUCUAUGAUCAAAAUAACCUACAUAGCGGAGUCGACAUUCUAAGAUUUCGCUAAGUUUUGUCGACGGCGAAUACUUGUUAUGAAUUUAUUUAAUUUUGCAAACGAGCCUGCUUAGCAUUAGAAACCUGAUUUAAAACUUCCGAUAAGUCAACAGAAAAAAAAUAAUAAGUCAACGUUUGGUUACUACGACUGGUUUUCUACAUCGUACAUUCGUAUCGGAAUAUUAAUUAUUUUAAUAUUAAAACAAUGAAAAGAAAACUCAUGAUUUUAAACUUAUUUCGUGGUUGUUCAUUAUGAAUGAUAUUUAAACGGGUACAUACCACGAUAAAACGACGAGAUUUUUAUUGUCGAUAUUUCGACCCAGUUGCAUGGAUCGUGGUCACGACGGGACUGAAGUUGCGAGAUGAGAAGUGAAGUCAGCUGU
Molecule: messenger RNA, 4253 nt
Organism: Bicyclus anynana (squinting bush brown)
Lineage: Eukaryota; Metazoa; Arthropoda; Insecta; Lepidoptera; Nymphalidae
Product: synaptic vesicle glycoprotein 2B-like
Exons: 11
Coding region: 1-1563 (520 amino acids)
Biological process (GO): transmembrane transport
Molecular function (GO): transmembrane transporter activity
Source: RefSeq, a predicted model, not a curated record